GUUUCCAGUGUCGCGCUUCCGCUGACGCUGCCACCACUGCCUUCCCCACACACAACAUGGCGGCGCCCGUGCUGCUUCCCGCGGGGUCGGCCCUGGGGAAGCUGAGCCAUAAACAAUAUAGAGCUGUUCUGAAGAAAGAGAAAAGAAAGAAAAGGAGACAAGCACUAGCCAGAUUGAGAGAUUCCGAAAUCACAGAAAAAGAUGAAACAGUGCCUGAUGAGGAAGAACUAGAAGAAGAGGAAAAAAAGCUUGAUGCUGAAAGGCAAAAACUACACGAGGAGUGGUUGUUGAGAGAAGAAAAGGCUCAAGAAGAGUUUAAGAUCAAGAAGGAAAAGGAAGAGGCAGCAAGAAGACGUCAAGAAGAGGAGGAGAGAAAGAUCAGAGAAGAAUGGGAAGAACAGCAGAGGAAAGAGAGAGAAGAGAAGGAGCAGAAACAACAGGAGAAAAGAGAGAGAGAGGAAGCUGUGCAGAAGAUGUUGGAUCAAGCUGAAAGUCAGUUGGAAAAUGGUGCUACGUGGCAUAAUCCAGAACCCCCAGAGAACAUAGGAACAGAGAAAGAUAGAGCUAAUUGUCCCUUCUAUAUUAAAACAGGAGCCUGCAGAUUUGGAGACAGGUGUUCCCGCAAACAUAACUACCCAACAUCUAGUCAGACACUUCUCAUUAGAGGUAUGUUUAUUACCUUUGGGAUGGAGCAGUGUAGAAGAGAUGACUAUGAUACAGAUGCAAGUCUUGAGUACAGUGAGGAGGAAACCUACCAGCAGUUCUUGGAGUUCUAUGAAGAUGUACUCCCUGAAUUUAAGAGUGUUGGGAAGGUUAUUCAGUUCAAGGUCAGUUGCAACUUUGAGCCUCACUUGAGGGGAAAUGUGUAUGUUCAGUACCAGUCAGAGAGAGACUGUCAGGAGGCCCUUACUUCAUUCAAUGGACGCUGGUAUGCAGGACGACAGCUUCAAUGUGAAUUCUGUCCAGUGACAAGGUGGAAAACUGCUAUCUGUGGGUUAUUUGAACGGCAAAAGUGUCCAAGAGGGAAACAUUGCAACUUUCUUCAUGUAUUCAGAAAUCCAAACAAUGAGUUCUGGGAAGCCAACAGGGACAUACAUAUUUCUCCAGAACGGACUAAUCAGUUGGCUAAAAACUCUGAAAGGAGAAGCAGAACUAGCAAUCGUGAGGACUAUUACAGCAAGUCAAGGAGACGGAGCAGCCCCAGCCCGGAUUGUUCUUACAGAAGAAAUGGAGAGUCAGAGAGGAAAAAGAGUAGUCGCAAAAGCAAGAAAAGGCGCCGGUCCAGCAGAUCAAGGAGCUGGGAAAGAAGGCGGUCACGCAGUAGGGGGAAGAAAAGGCGAGGCCGUAGUCGCAGCAGAAGCCAUAGCCGUGCUCGCAGUAACAGUAGAAGCCGAAGUUCCUCUCGGUCCAGAAGUAGGGGCAAAAAGAGAUCGGACAGCAGAGGAAAAAAUAAUGAAACUCCCAAAACAAAGUGAGAACUAUUCCUUACCACAUGAUUAAAUGUGGUGCUAAGAACAAUCCCACUUCCUAAAAGGAAACCUGGUAGAUCUUUCUCCUAAGAAUGUUGUGCAAGGAGUUCUUAUUAAAACAAGUAAUAAAGGGACCCUGGUAGGGAUUAUGAGUUUGCUAUCAAAAAGUUGGUAAACCUUGACUACACAGAGAAAUUAGUGUGAAGUAAACUAGAAUCGCUUCAAAACUAGCUAAUCCAGAGGGGUCAAACAUGGCCUGCAGGUCAGAUCUGGCCCAUGGAACUGUUGUAUCCAGCCCACCAGUAGUCCAUUGGGCUACUGGUGCAUGCCAUAGGCUCUGCACUUCUGCACACCCUGGCACUGCCAACUGGCUAGAGUUCCAUGCCAUUGGGCAGCAGUACAGAGCUGGGGAUGUGCAACUACAUGGACAUGACUCCAUGCUGCUCCAUGGCCUUGGCUCUGUGCCCCUGUCCAAUGGCUCAGGACUCUGGCAGCCAACAGUGCCAGGGGCACGCAGCAGCAGGGAGCUGAGGGUAUGUGGCACAGAGCUGCAUUCAUGCAGUGCAGAGCUAGGGUAAUGUGGCAGCUUGGAGCUCUGCCUGGAUGUGGCUUCCUGCUGCUGCACAACUGCAUUUCCCUGCUGCUGCCAGGCCUGAGCGCUGUGCCACUGCUUGCUUGUGGCUCCUGGAUGCAGUCCCUUGGUUCUGUACUGCACAAACGCAGGUCUGUGUAGCUGCAUGCCCCUGGACCCACGCUGCCACUCGAACACGGUUGCAUGGAUCCAGUCUGGGGAGGGGUCUCUGUGGUCCAAAUCUGGUCUAGGGUUAGUCCAUACUAACUCCCCCCACUGUUGGUGUGCCCUGUGACCUCUGAAGUAUCUUCCUACAUGUGGGCAUAGUAGCCUGUGUGCUGUAAGUUCCUACCCUUCCUAACUGUGCAAUAACUUCCUGUACAGACGAGCCUCAAAUUUAACCAGAGGUUUUUUAGAAAGUUAGUGAAUGUUAAUUCUUCCUGUUGGCCUAACAAGAAAAUGAAUCCAAAGAUUUGUUAGGAAUAACAACCCAGGUUUCUCCCCCUCUAUUCUGUUGCUUCUGCACCCAGUGCCUGCCCAGUAGUAAUACUGGAGCGAAAGAAAAAUUAGGUUUCUUUCUGCCUCCCUUGCAAGUGCCACUGAACUCAUUCUGCAUGUGGGAACAGCUGUAUAGGCAUGAUUCAGUGAGGCCCCAGGCAGAUGUACAGAUGCCGUGGGGUCUGACGCAUGAUCCCCACCAUUGUGUUUCCUGCCAUUCCACACACAUGUGCCACACACAGCUGGGAUCCCCAUCAGCUGACUACUCCCUGGGACCUUGGAUCAGCUAAUGGGACUUCUAGCUGGGGAUGCACAUGGUGAUCCCCUGCAGCUGGGAGACCCAUUGACAUUGGGUUUCCAGCUGUGGGAGCUUGCAGGGGGAGCUCAGCUCAGCUUAAGCUCCCCGCUGGCACUGGCAGUAAAGUGUGAUGGGAUAUGGUUAAUCCCACAGUUGCACCUCCUGCCAUGCAUAUUUUUUGUGUAAGAACUCUAUGGCUUAUUCCUCAUUUUAUAAGUCCAUUAAUUGAUUUCACAUGUGGCCAAGUAACAGUAUGUGAUUAACUGGUUCAUCACAUAUUCUCAAGUGUAAUGUGCUAGGGGCCUAAGAGAGCGAAUAGUGAGGGAGUGCAAUGAAAUGCCUUUGUGACUGACAGAAGAAAUAUGCAAAAGAGGCAGUGCUAGGCAGAAAUGUAAAAGCAUAGUAUCUCAAUGCUUGGCCUAAAACAGGAAGAACUAAAGAUUAUUACAGAGACUCUAAAGCACAGGUCAUGUUUGAUUGAAGAGCACAAUGAUGAAUCUGAAAAUCUCAUUCUAGUUUGUGAUUUGAUGACUUCUUUAUUACAGUUCUACACACAUCUUCCUUGAACACAGGCUGCUUCGAACAAAUAGAAUGAAGGGACAAUAACUUCUAAAGUGAAAACUUAAUGUUGCUAGAGUGAUGCCAGUCAGGUUUAAAUUUAUCUUCAAUAGGAUAUUAAAUUGGUCUCUGCCAUAUCUUUGGCCGUAAAGUCAUAUUAGACGUUUAGAAGUGAAUUUACAUGGGAGACUGAGCGCUGAAAUGCUUAGCUUUGGAGGCAUCUUGAUCUCUAGUAGAAUUAACUCUGAGUUGAGGGAUGGAAUUCCCAGCCCUGGGCUGAUUAGCACAAAUCCUAUAACAUGGGACUCUAUCCCCUACAAUGAAAAUACUUAAGACCCCACUGGUCAAUAGAAUAGCAGGAAGUACUUACUGCAUUCUAGAUGGGUGCUAGGGAUUCAAGUUCUUCUAAAAUCGUAACUAAGAAUCAUUGAUUAAUAGCACCUUUUCAGUGUAGAUUUGGAAGAGACAUUUCCAAAAACUAGGAAUUAGAAACUUUGUUUUUAGAUGUUGGUAUGAAAUAAGAAUCCAUCUAGCAUUCACUUCCUACCUAAUUUUUCGCAUGUUUCAGUGACACCCUUGCUAUGCAGUAUACAAUGUAAUUAGUGAGUCACAUACUUUCUUCACCCCCCGCCCCCAACAUAAGCUUAACUUUUUCAAAAAAGAGAAGGAUUAAAUAACAUAGGCUAGGUUUUCAUGGUGCUGAUGCAUUUUACACUUCCUCCAAGAGUGUAUGUCAGAGAAAUUAAUUUCCUCUUGUCCUGGGUCAGCAGCUCUCAUAAAAGUAAAGAAGUUCCAUGCUACUAAGCAGCAAAUUAACCCUUCCACCUUGAUUACACCAGCUGGAAGAUGCAUGUGUUUGUACGUGGUUUUCUUCAUUGUGAGUAUGAACAUAUGAGAUCGAGAGGGGUGGAGGGUUGGCUCCACUUCAGUUCAUACAGUACUUUUUAAAACUAUAUUAUAUGGUAGUGAUGUGACCACUAAUGGAAUAUGGUGUCCAAUGUAUCAGUAGUUCAAAAAUAAUUGUGAUAAAUUAGGGUUCAGAGAAGAGUCAGGAGAUUGAGACGAGGGUUGGAAAACCUGCCUUAUUUUGAGGACUACCUAGAGCUACAUCUGUUAAAUUUAACCAUAGAAGGAAAGGUGUGAGAUCUUAGUAUUUUAUCUGAGGAACGUUAAACUAUGAAAUCAGGAUAAAAGAUAACAGACAAAGCAAACAAUAUCAGGAAAUGCAAGCUGAGGAUGUAAGUUAAUACAUCUAACAAAUUGAAGGGUGGACAUUUAGGGAAUUGGUUAUGUAGUUAGGACCCAGUAAUAUUAAUGAUUAGGAAUUAUUGGUGUUCGGUCAGUUUACAGUUUUACAUCUCGUUAAGCAAUAUCCUAGUUGGUCCUUGAAAGGCUAAAGUUUUAAAAUAAAUGUUAGUUUUAGCUAUAGUUUAGUCUUGCUGAAAAGUUGAAAUACAUUUAAAUACAUACAUAAAGUGGACAAUAAGCUAAAUAUGAGCCAACAGUAGGCCCUUGUUGUUGAUGGCUAGGGACAGACAUUCAAAAAGCCUGAGCCUAAAUUGAUUCAGUCUUUGCAGAGUAGUCUAACCUGAUUAGGUUGAACCAGUAUGCAACUAUACAGACACCGUCUGGACUGAGGAAAUGCAGGCAAAUGCCUGCAAUGGCUCAGGCUAGAAUCUGCGGGGUGCUAAAGCAGCCCUCCCCCCUUCCCUUUUUCAGUGCUGAGCUGGGGUGGGGGGGAGGGGAGUGGCUCAGGCUCACCGUGCUCAGGCUUUUUCCUGCUUGGUGCUCAAGGGGUAGGAGUGUUGCCAAACCUCAAUCCUGAGCUAGCACUCUGAAGCAAAGGAGGGGGGAAGGGGUGCAGUGCAUGCAUCUGUUGAUGAUACUGAGCUUUUCAAUCUCCCUCUCCCUGCUUCUUUAUGCUCUCUGCAAACUUGACAGGCAGGGUAGCCAGCAGGUAGGCCUGUGCGAAGCAGCAAGUAUUUGCUUUGGAUUUGGAGGGACAGUGAUUUGAUUCGGUGAUUUGAAUCACUGUCCUGAUUUGAUUUGGAGAUUUGACCAUAGACUAUGAAUCACUAAAAUACCUAUAACUUUGUCAAUUUUUGUGCGGUUUUGGAUGAAAACAGUAGGGAUGGUAGCUCCUUCUGAGGGCAUGAAGCCUGCCAAGUUUCAAUGAAAUAGGUGCCGGGAUUUCUGUGAAAGUGCACCUCAAAACUGUUGAAAGCAAAACUCAUAUCGCUUGUGUGUGUUAAGGCAGAGUGGACUAAAAACAGCAGGGAUGGUAGCCCCUUGUGUGGGCAUGAGGCCUUGCUGCAAGCCAUCUAAUCUCUGCAAAUUGAUUUGGAGGCUUUCGAUUCAAUUUGGACUUUUUAAUGAGUCUCCUGAUUUGAUUCAGAUUCGGCCGCCAAAUCAGGCCGAAUCUCCUCUGAAUUGAAUCAGCUACCGAAGCUUUGCACUGCCCUACCGGCAGGGGGCUGAUAAUGCAGUGUUUAUCAGCCUGUCAACAAAACAAAAGCCUCUCUCAUUAGUUCAAGCUCUUAAACAGCUUUUUGCAAGAAAGGAAGGGAGGAACAUUACCAGCUGACCUGUUGAUUAACUCCAAAAAAGCCCUAAGCAGACACUGCUUGUGCCAGUGAAAUUGGAGAGAGAUGCACACAGACACCUCUCAGCAUUAGCUAGCAUACCACGUGCCAGCUAGGGUCUGUGGGACUGGAGUCCAUGCUGUGGGAGAGGGGAGGGAGGGAGCAUCCCUGUUUGAACAGCGAGAGUGGGUGGGGCAGGAAGAAGCCAGGCAGAACCUGCUGUGCCUGCAGUCCCCACUGGUGCUCUGGCUAAGGAACAGAGGGGUGGGGCCAGCCCUGUUCUCUGGAGCAGACAGCCCAGCGCAGGGCUGCAAAACAUCUGGGAUGCUGGGGGAUUCUGAUUUAACUUAAACCAGGAAGGGGUCUGGGUCAGGCAUUGCAUAAACCUGUUUGAUCCAAAUAACUGCUGAGAAGAGGAUCAGGGAGCCAGCUGCUCUCCUUCCCCCUUGGAAGCAGGAGGAUGAGCAGAGGACUCUGGGAUGCUGGACAUCCUAGAGGCCCCGGUAGGGCUAUGUACAACUCUACAGGUGUUUAUACAUAGCAGUACAAAGUGGAGAAGUUCCUUUUUGAAAUAGGUGCUAUUUUUCAGCCCUCUUUGUAGUGCUGCAAACAGCUUGAAUGGCUGUAUCCUCCCACUUGGUUAUUUUACAAGGGAUAUUUGGUGCUACAUUAUAGCACUUGUCCAGGGUCUGAAGGGAAAGUAAUCAAGGGCAUGGAGUUGAAAAAGAAAAAAUAUGGCUUUAUGAUAAAAAUUAUUUUCUUCAGAUAAGGAAAGUCCAGCGGACCUAAUCUCUUAGAGAUUUAAGCAAAGCAUUUGCUACAGUAUUCAUAGGAAACUAGCUGAUUGGUGAAGAUGAGGGUUAAUGCUGUUUUUGUAAGAUGCAUAUGGAGUUGGCUAUGGGAAAGACUAUCAAUUGAGGAGAGUGGAUCCGACAGGAGAGCUUUUAUUCCAGUGAUGCUCCUCAGGCAUUCAGCUUGGGUCCCAUCCUGUUUACCGUUUCCAAUAGUGCCUGAUAAAACAAAUGGAGGUACAUUUAUGAAAUUUGUGAAUGAGAAAGCUGGAGAAUAAUGUCAUUGUGGAGCAGGACUGGGUUAUUAUACAGGAAGACUCAGCCUCAUAAUGUGGAGCAAUAGAAAUGGUAUGCCCUACUCAUAUGAAGAGUUAAGUCAUACAUGUAGGAAACAACACUAAAUGAGAUUUGUAUUUGGAAAUGAGAACUUGGCUACAAGUUCCCAUUUCUUAGAGACGGUGAGUAAGGAAGGGCACAUUGAUUAAUUAUAAAAAUGACCAUAAAGCAGGGGUCGGCCACCUAGGGACCACAGGCUAAAUCCAGCCUGUGAAUGUGGGGCUUCAGCAGCUGGACUGAUCCAGUUCAGGUCAGAAGCAGGUGGGUGCUAAGAGCCAGAUACCACUGCUUGUACUUUUCUCAGCAACUGCCCGGGGGAUGCACCUGCUGCUGCCACUUUUCCAGGUGGCAGCAGGGAGAGCAUCUGCAGCCAGGAUAAGUACAGACAUUCAAAUACCGCGAGCCUGAAUCUAUUCAAUCUUUGCAGGUUAGUCUAACCUGCGUAGACUGAACUGGAAAGCAAGUGACUAGACAUUCACUUUUGAUUCCAGAAAUGCAAUGCUUGUAGUGCUUGUGCUGGAUGGUCUGGCCACAGCUGGACUAGAUACUAGAGGACCUCUAGAGAUCCCUGCUUCUCUGCGAUUCCCUGCCUUUGCCUCAGGCUGGGGGCUGGGCUGUAGCCAUGCCCCAUGCUUGCUGCUUCAGCAGCAAGGGGGGUGGAAGGAAAAGAGGCAGAGCCUGACUGUGGUCACCCACAGGAGGGAGGGGAGAUUAACCCUCCCACUACCACCACCUCUUCUUUCCUUCAGGCUAAUGGUGUCUGGCCAUGUCCCCUGCUCCUUGGCUGAGCAGCAAGGAGUACUGUGGAGCAGGGUUUCCCACCUCAGCCAGCCAGAGCAGUGAUAGUGCUCCAGCUAGGAAGCAGAGGGGUGGGGCCAACCCUGCUCCACUGGAGCAGACAGCCCAGCCCAGGGCUGUAAAACAUGCUGGGAUGCAGGGGGACUGAGUUAACUUAAACCACAAAGGGGUCUGGGACAGAAGUUCUAGAAACAGGUUUGACCUAAAUCAGUUAAGUCUGAUGCUACAUUCAACCAGGUUUAUCUUAAACUGGGUUUAGCCAUUUUAGAAGUAGUUUAUGUGCAUUGAAUUUCUGUUCUGUUACAGGUUUAAACUGGUUUCUGAUCACUUAAACUGCUUAUGUAUAACUUCUGGCCCUAGCCUUAAGCAGUGGCAGUAAGCACUUUCCUUAUGUAGCUGCUGGGUCGUAGCACCCAUCUCCCAUCUUACACACACUGGCUUACGUCUGACCUGAGCUGGAUCAAUUCAACCCAGAGCCUGAAAAGGUUGCCAAUCCCUACCAUGAACUACCAGGGUGAGGUGUCUGAACAAAGCUAAUAUAUUCCUAUGGUGCAUGAGGCAUGGUAUAUCUAGUAGACUCAGGGAAGCAGAUCACUGUGCAAGUUCCCAUUUAGAGAGAGUACUGGGGAAAGCCAAGGUUGAUAAUUGGGGGGAGGGGCACAGGGGGAGAAUAAGCUGAAAUGCAUAGGUUAGGGGAAUGGUGACCCUUAUCUGAGGAAAAAUUCAGAGAGAUCAGGUGCAACUUAGCAAAAUGAAGAUAGAAAGGUGCUCUAAUUACUUUCCAAAUGUGUUGCCAGGUUUUCAUAGAUGUUAGGGGCUGGAUGGGACCUUACAUGAUCAUUGAGGCUGAGCCCCUGCACUUGGGCAGGAAAGACUGCUGGGGUCACAAGACCCUAGCAAAGUGGGCAUCAAGAUGCUUUUUGAAGAUGUCCAGGGUAGAUGACUGUACCACCUCUGUGGGGAGUCUGUUCUAGACCCUUGGCACUCAACUUGUAAAGAAGUUUUUUCCUUAUGUCCAAUCUGAAGCAAUCUUCAAUUAGCCUGUAUCCAUUGUAUCUUGUCUUCCUCUGGGGGGCCUUGGUGAACAGAUGUUUCCCUAGGCCCUGAUGUAUACCCCUAAUAUACUUGUAGGCUGCCACCAAGUCCCCUCUGAGUCGUCUUUUUUCCAGGCUGAACAGUCCCGAGUCUUUCAGCCUCUCCUAGUAUGACCUACUCUCCCGACCUCUAAUCAUGCAUGUGGCCCUCCUUUGGACUCUCUCAAGAUGCUCCACAUCCUUUCUGAAGUGUGGCACCCAGAACUGGUUGCAUUACUCUAGGUUGUAUGAGGCAGGGAAAACUGCUAUUUAACCUAAGCCAUACUGUUACAAGAUCCACUGGAUACAAACUAUUCACUAUCAAAUGUAGACUAGAAAUCAGAAGAAGGGUUUUUAGCCAAGUUUUAGAGAAGUCAUUAAAAAAAAAAAGGGGGGGUGGUGGUAAGAGGGGAGAUGAAGACAGGUUGCCAAAGGGGAUAUGAUAGGAUAUGGGUGUUCUUGAUAACAGUAUUUGGUCAAUCUUAAUCUGAGUUUGUGUUAUGAUAACAAUACUUGUUUGUACAAUAUUCUCAGUAUGCUACAGGCCUCCAUUUUUUGCACACUGUAAAAACAAAAAUCAAUGUACUUUUCUGUAAAAUAUGGAGUCAGCACACCAUUCCUUAGUUUUGGCUUCAGAGCAUAGAAAGGAGAGGAAAAGAUGGAGUGGAUGCAAAUGUAGGGUCACUGGAUUAGAUUUAAGAGAACUGACAAAAAAAGAGGAGCAAGGUGAAAGUAAAAGUGAGGAUCCAGGACAGGUAUUAGUGGCAGAACUCAUUUACAACAUCCUGGUCUGAUAUCUGCACAACACACCUAGUUUGACUCAAUAUUUAUAUUUCAGUAAAAACUGAACACCCUCCUUCACAUCUCUUUACUGAACCAAGCAACCAGAACAUUUACUUAGCUGAUGCCAAAGCAGACUGGAGACCGAGCUGCCAAAAGUGAGACUUUUCAGGGUAAAUUUUGUAACUGGUGAAAGUCACAGAAUCAGUUUAUAAAUUAGAUGAAUUAGCAGUUUAGACCAUAGACCCCUCUCAACCUGUCUUGAUCUCACAGUCUGUCCUGCCACACUUGAAAAAAUAUACUAUUAUUUAGCUAGUUUAAAAAUAUUGCUCCAACACUCAGUAUUUUUCCCCAAACACGGGGCAAUAAUUCAGAAUAGACAAAUCAGGGAAACUCACUCUUGAACUUCAAACUAUGGUUUUAUAUUCUAGUUUCUGCCAAGUAACAGGAUACUAAUGUUUUCCAUACUUUUUCAGGUAAAACCAGUAAUUCACACAAGCUUCAUGCUUUCCUUGAAAAAAGAACAAAUGGAUUCUUCAGCUAGAAGAACAACUUCAGCUGACAUUAGAAUUGAGUAUGCUGCACUGAGUAGUUCCUAAUAUUUUUUCAUUAUUUUAAAAUGAUGAUGAAUAUUAAGUUUGUAUUCUCCAAGGGGAAAACCCUUAUCCACCUUCAAUCAUCAUGUGAUUUUGCUUUGAUUCAUCAAUGGAAUGGCAGUCUUCCAUAAACUGAACUUCCAUGUGGCUGAAGUUUCUUUAAAGUGUUUGUGAAGCUUUCAUAACUUGUUAAUAUUGCUUUCAGCAAGCUUUUCAAAAGUAGGAAACAGUCAAUCCUUCUGGAUCAUGGUGCAUGCAUGAGAGGUCACCAGAACUGUUGACAUGUAUGCCUAGGCACAAGUAUGGAGGAGCGAAGCUUGCCUGUACCUUCCAUCCCCCAUUUAGGCUAUUGAGACAUUAUUCAGAGGCCAGUUUGAGUCGAGACGUUCAGUGCCUCAAUCGCUGUAGUUACAUGUGCAUCCGCGAAUUGAACCUGGGGUCUCCUGGGUGGCAGACAAGGAUUUUACCACUGAACCACAACAAUAGGUUAAGAUUUUCAAAUGCUGUAUAAAAACUAGUCCUUGACAGAAUAUACCCAAUACAUUUAUUAAAAAUGUGUACUAUGACAGCUGA
This is a messenger RNA of Alligator mississippiensis (American alligator), 10923 nucleotides long. It is a transcript of the gene ZRSR2, whose product is annotated as zinc finger CCCH-type, RNA binding motif and serine/arginine rich 2. Gene Ontology annotation, molecular function: pre-mRNA 3'-splice site binding; metal ion binding. The record is from RefSeq and is a predicted model, not a curated record. The transcript has 11 exons. Bases 57 to 1475 code for a protein of 472 amino acids. NCBI's taxonomy places the organism in Eukaryota, Metazoa, Chordata, Crocodylia, Alligatoridae. Gene Ontology annotation, biological process: mRNA splicing, via spliceosome. Gene Ontology annotation, cellular component: spliceosomal complex; U2AF complex.